AUGGGAAGUCUUCUGGACACCCCCGUUACCGAAGGAAUGACCCAGCUUUUGAAUCCCCCUUUCCCCCCCUCUUCCAAGUGUUUCUCACCUGUAAGGAAGAAGGGGUCACCGCUUCGAAACCAUCGGGAUUUCUCUCUCUCUUGGGAAGCACCGGCUGCCAGGGCGUUUUUCUGCCAGCGCCCUACAGCCGCCCUCAGCUUUACCCAACCUCAGCUUUACCCAACCUCAGCUUUACAAAACCUCAGCUUUACCGAACCUCAGCUUUACCGAACCUCAGCUUUACCGAACCUCAGCUUUACCGAACCUCAGCUUUACCCAACCUCAGCUUUACCGAACCUCAGCUUUACCCAACCUCAGCUUUACCCAACCUCAGCUUUACCCAACCUCAGCUUUACCAAGCACGAUCAAAAUUCAGACGAGCGGCCCAACCUCUCGCAGCAGGUGCGCUCGGCCGGCGUGGCGUUGCUGCCUGCCCGCGCUUCGCCCGUCGGCUGGGGCCUGCAGAGCACUGAGCUGCACCGCCGCCACAUCCCCCGCGGGCUGCAGCAUCAUCUGCCUCGGGACUGCAGCUCCUUCAACCCGAGGAGCGCGUUAGCGAAGGGGCGGCUAACAGUGUCCCAAGUGGAAACUGCUUUGAAGUGGUUUAACAGGAAUUUUAACUAAAGGUGUUCUUCUGUUCA
Molecule: messenger RNA, 680 nt
Organism: Tyto alba (common barn owl)
Lineage: Eukaryota; Metazoa; Chordata; Aves; Strigiformes; Tytonidae
Exons: 2
Coding region: 1-663 (220 amino acids)
Source: RefSeq, a predicted model, not a curated record